GUUUAUGCACAGGGAGAGCAGGGUGAGGGAUUCAGAGCCUGUCUGACAGUUUGCUGCUCACUUUCACUCUUUACACACUCUGUAGUUCGGCCCCUGUUCGCGGUAAUGGCGACCACCGGGAGCUCUCUGGCCUCCGACGGGAUGUACUCCAAACUCAUAGACGACGAGGGCGCAUAUGAGAACAGCAGGCCAGAUGUGGGGCCCGGCGCUCACCCAGUCCCCCCAGUCAGACUGACACCCAGGCUGAGUGGCCCCGGGCCCUACCGCCUCGCCACGAUCUGCUUGGCUACGCUGUGUGCUGUACUGCUGAUUGCCGUCAUAGCCGUCACUGCAAACAAUAAGAACAAACCUCAGGGUGGUGGUGAAGCGACCUCAGAGAAGCAGAAGCAGGACACAAACGUGACGGCUCUGAUGGCGUCCAUCAACAAACUGCAGCAAGAGAAAAAUCAGCUGCAGAAAGAGAAGGAUGAGCUGCAGGCCAAACUGGCCGCCACUAAAGCUCCUGAGGUGAUCAAACCGACGACGAAGGUGACGCCUGCCCCUAUCGUCUGCCCCGUGGACUGGCAUCUCUUCAACAACAGCUGUUACUUCAUCUCUAGAACCACAAGGGAUUGGCCAGAGAGCCAGUCGUACUGCGAGAGCCAAGGAGGUUACCUGGCCAUCAUCCACACUGCUGAGGAGCAGACAUUUCUGUGGAAUCUCCUGCCCAGAGGCCACUGGAACGCUUUCUGGUUUGGGAUCACUGACGAGCACACGGAGGAUCACUGGAAGUGGGUGGAUGGCACCCCGCUGGUCGGAGGUUUCUGGGAGGUCGGCGAGCCCAACAAUCACAUUGACGAGGACUGUGGCUACAUUGUGAAAACGCGUGUGUUGGAGCGAGUGGCGAUCCGGAGCUGGUACGACGCCCCCUGCAGCAUGUACUGCCGCUUCAUCUGUGAGAAGGAGAUGGGUGCUGGUGCCAGCACCGCCAUACCACACUGAGACGUCAGCACCGCUUCCAUCAUCAGAGGAAAACAAGUGGAAAGACAGUUUGUGAGGUUUUAACAAAGGGCUGUGUGUUCUCCAUUUUCCCUUAAGACCUGAGAAAGCUGAUAUUUUGCAAGUAUAAUUCCACCUCAUUUUUAAAUUCACACGUUGUUUAGAUCUGACACAAGUCAGUCAGAUAUUGAGGUUCAUAUUUCACAGGAUGGACAUCAGAGACUUUUGUUUAACAAAAGCACUGGUGGUCCACUCUGUCCACAGCACUGGACAGAAGUAUGGUUAAAGGUGUUAAAUUAAAACCAUUAAUUUAAAAAGGUUUUACAGUAGUAUGAAGAACAUUGAAGGUAGCUGUACUCCACAGCAGUUACCAUACUCUUUUUAUUUUUAUGAAUUCUCAAUCUUAAACUUUUACAUGUUCUUUUUUUUCUUGGUAAUGGUUUAAUAAAUAUUAGCUUUUAAAUAAGCUUUUAUGGGAUUAUUAUGGGGCUGUUAUUGGGCUACAGAGGGAGCUUCUCUUACACGGAGUCCGCCAUGUUAAACCGCCAUGUUUCUACAGUAGCCCAGAAUAGACAAACCAAAGGUCUAAGAUGGGCCUUUCAGACUUCUUGUAACUUUAUUGUUUGUGUAAUGACCCCCAUCAAAAGCACAUGUAUGUGCCUGUAGUCUUCCAGGGGAACAUCGAAAUACAGUACAGACAUACAAGUGUUGUGUUUGUACCUGCCUUAACUAAUAGCUGAAUCUAGUAUAAAUAAUCUUCUAAUUUUGAGAUUUCAUGUUUUUGAGCAUGGUCUUUGUUUAAUAAAAGAAAAAGAAAAAUACAAACAACUUGAGAUAUAAAAUAAUAAAGUGAUAACAGAUCAAAAUAAAAAAUAGUGAGCCACCGUAGUUUCCCUUAAACUUUGAAGAUGCGUUAUUCAGUUGGCUGCAAUCUGCAGCUUCACCACUAGAUGCUACUAAAUGUUUCCCACUGGUAUUUGAAAUUGUAGAGUCAUUGAAGCAAACCUCACAUUCAUUCUUGUAAUGAAGUUAUGAUUGAUACCUGGCAAAUAUAUAAAUAAAGAGUGUACUUUGGAAGAAACACAACCUCAGAGUAUUUAAGAUGACGUGCUGGGCAAUGUUCAGUUUGUAGAGUAAAGAGUAGAAGGAAAGGUGGAGAGGAAAAAAAUCGUACUGACUUGUGAUGCUGACUCAAAAAUGCAAUCUGUGCUCUAAAAUCCUCUAAAGUUGCCAGAAAUUAAUGUUAAUCAAAGAUAAGACAUUACAGAAAAACAAUUUCAGUAUAUAUUUAUCAUCAUGUAUCAUAAGCCGGUUGCAUCAGUUCCUGAAAAGUAUUACAAAUAUUAACUUAGCUUUACAGUCAUUAAAGUUUUGCCACAAAAACUGUUAAGUAAAGAUCGGCUGUUACAAAAUAAUUUACACUCAGUCACAGCAAGGUGUUACUGCUAUGUAGCUAACUGACCACCAACUGACGAAGCUAAUAUUUCAGGUAGUCAAUUUCCACUGGAAUACCCGCUGAAGCAGGAUUUCCAACUAGGAAACUCAGAAAAGUAAAAUACAUUUACAGUAGAAGUAGAAGUUUUUUACAGCUUGCGAUUCUACAGUGACAUUCUGUUUCUACAUUUAUGAUUGCUUUUGAUUGAAGUGCAUUACAGAUGUUUGUACACAUAACUCUAGUCUGUACUAGUUAAGACAUUGCUUGAACUUAAUGGUGCAGCCCGGUUUAGUAAAUCACCAGAAAACAGCUUAUGGUUAUUAAGAACUCAGGAAGAACUUAACAAUUUUAGCAAUAGAUUUACUAAUAACUGGUGCAUCCCAGUGCUCUUUUCUCUUUAUGUUAGAGCUAUGGAUCAAUAAUGCAGAGAUUUACAUAUGUUUUUAAAUAUUUUUGUUAUAUACACCAACUAUUCUAAAAAACAUCUUUCCAAUUUUGAUACCAAUAAUCAAUCAUCAUAUAUUUUAUACUGAUAAUCACCUGUAAAUGAUUGUAUAUCUAUAUAGAAUGUAUCUGUGCUAAUCUGGAGGUCAGUGGCUGUUAGUUAUAUCAGCCUCAGUUGAGUCACUAGAAGCCUUGGAGGAGGAUUGUGACACUUCUAUAUAGUGUUAUAUAGGCUCGUUGUGGUCCUACAGUGUAUUGGUGCCUUAUACCACAUAAAUGAUGCUUACAUGAUAUUUUUAAAUGAUUCUGUAGUAGAAUUUAUAAAUCAGGGAUUUAAGAAUUGAUUUGUUUUUACAUGGUAAAUGUGCUUUUUAGCAGUCUAUGGUGGUGUGUGUGAUUGUAAUAUGUUAGCGAUGUCGCUGUAAGAAUGAUCAGUUUAAAUUCGAUGCACUUUUGGAUGUCAGGUUUUGAAGUUUUGAUUGAACAGCCUAAAUCCAAUAAUUUCUGCAGAAAUGUGUCCUGUGGAUAAAUAAAUAAUAAAGAGAAUUGUUUUGUAUCUUCA
Morone saxatilis (striped sea-bass) is the source of this 3419-nucleotide messenger RNA. Its product is annotated as CD209 antigen-like protein 2. The transcript is spliced from 6 exons. The coding region runs from base 106 to 981 and encodes 291 amino acids. The record is from RefSeq and is a predicted model, not a curated record. NCBI's taxonomy places the organism in Eukaryota, Metazoa, Chordata, Actinopteri, Moronidae.